AUGGAACUUGAUAUUGAUCUCCCGAAGGCUCCAUUUGACAGCCGCUGGUUUGUGAUCUUCUCUUCCAGGAAUUGGACUGAUCAGCUGUUCAUAGCUUCUAAUGUGUCGAUCAUAGUCAAAAAGGUUCAAGCCAUUGUCGCCCCAGAGUUGCAAAAGAGAUUUGUGAUGAAGAGCUCUAGGAUUAACAACCUGACAACAUCCAUUGCAUUCUUCUUUCUGUCAUCUGCUAUUGCUGUGUUCAGACACCUAUCAAUCUCAGUUUUUGUAAUUUUUUUUGACUUCUUGAAGUACUUCUUUUCGAAGGCCAAAUUUGUUCUUGUGGAAGUUGUUGUGCUUGGCAACUUGUUUCUUUGUUUGGCAAUCCAAAGAUGUCACACACAUCAUUGCUUGUAA
Messenger RNA from Prunus armeniaca (apricot), 393 nucleotides. Lineage: Eukaryota; Viridiplantae; Streptophyta; Magnoliopsida; Rosales; Rosaceae. The record is from the annotation of a GenBank genome assembly.